UACUCGGCUGUGUAUUGCAGUAACACGGACUGAAAUUAAAACGAUUACUGCUGUACAAUUGUGACCGCAACAGCAUAAUAUUUCACAAUCACCAAAUGCUGCCUGUGCCAAAUUCAGUAUCAGAAAGGAUCGCGAGAGCUCUGACGAGUUGUGAAAUGCAAAACUGGGUCCCUUUAACAUGGAACAUUUGUGAACCUUGACCGACUGCGCUUAGUGAGCCCUCGGUCCCUGCGUUGCUCAGUGAGCCCUCGGUCCCUGCGUUGCUCAGUGAGCCCUCGGUCCCUGUGUUGCUCAGUGAGCCCUCGGUCCCUGUGUUGCUCAGUGAGCCCUCGGUCCCUGCGUUGCUCAGUAAGCCCUCGGUCUCUGUGUUGGUCAGUGAGCCCUCGGUCCCUGUGUUGCUCAGUGAGCCCUAGCGGAAGACGGCGAUCACGUGAAAGCGCCCAGAGAUGGAGGUGAGGUCGGCGCUGCGCUCCCUCUGCUUGUCUCUGAGCUUCGGCUGCACUCUGUGCGCCUUCCCUGGGAAUCACCCAGCACUCGGCACCGCAGGACAAUUCUGGCACAUAACUGACUUGCAUUUGGAUCCAACCUAUCACUUGACUGAUGAUCCUACCAAAGUUUGCUUUUCAUCAAUGGGGCGUCCAGCAAAGCAUGCAGGACCUUAUGGCGACUAUUUGUGUGAUUCACCAUAUAAACUUAUCCAGUCUGCUCUUAAGUUUAUGAAAGAUGCUAAACUUCAACCUUCUUUUGUGAUAUGGACUGGAGAUAGCCCUCCCCAUGUACCAGUUGGAGAGCUUUCAACAAAGAUUGUGAUUGACAUUCUCCGUAAUAUGACGCAGACGAUCCAGGAAUAUUUUAAAGAUCUACAGGUUUUUCCUGCAUUGGGAAAUCAUGACUACUGGCCACAGGACCAACUUCCUGUUAACAGAAGUGAUGUUUACAAUGCAGCAGCUGAUAUGUGGAAACAAUGGUUGACACAAGAUGCACGUUGGACCUUGCAAAAAGGUGGGUUCUACACCCAGAUCUUUAAUUGUAAUGUUACCCAACAGACCCUCAGGAUAAUCAGCUUAAACACAAACUUGUACUAUAGUCCCAAUAAAGAGACUGAGGGAAUUCCUGACCCUGCUGGGCAGUUUGUGUGGCUUGAAAAUACACUGAAGAAAGCUCAACAAAACAAAGAGAAGGUUUAUCUCAUUGCACAUGUUCCUCCAGGCUACUUGCCAGACUCAGUGGACACCACUGCAAUAAGGGAGAAAGAUAAUGAAAGGCUGGUGCAAAUGUUUCGCAAAUACAGUGAGAUUAUUGUUGGACAGUUUUUUGGUCAUACUCACAGGGAUAGCAUAAUGGUCCUUCUGGAUAAUCAAGGGAAUCCUAUCAACUCUCUAUUUGUUGCACCAGCUGUAACUCCUCAAAGACAAUCCUUGAAUGGUGUAACCAAUAAUCCAGGAUUACGCUUGUACAAGUAUGACACAGAUGACUACACAUUAUUGGAUAUAUGGCAGUAUUACUUGAAUCUUACUGAAGCCAAUGAGGAGAAAAUACCUGACUGGAAGUUGGAAUACAUCAUGACUGUAGCCUAUGGCAUAAAAAAUAUACAACCACAAUGUUUGUACAAUUUAGCUAAUACAUUCAUUGGUCCACAUAGUCAGAAGUUCCAAAUGUAUUAUAAUCAUUAUAUUGUCAGUUACAAUUCCAGCAUGGAAUGUGUUGGCCUUUGUAAAGUGAAACAGAUAUGUGCUAUAAAAUAUUUAGAUCGUGCUUCAUACAUGAACUGCAUUUUAAGGGAAUAAAGUAAGGCCCUGUCAAAGAAA
Messenger RNA from Chiloscyllium plagiosum (whitespotted bambooshark), 1808 nucleotides. RefSeq names its product sphingomyelin phosphodiesterase acid like 3A (gene smpdl3a). Gene Ontology annotation, biological process: sphingomyelin catabolic process. NCBI's taxonomy places the organism in Eukaryota, Metazoa, Chordata, Chondrichthyes, Orectolobiformes, Hemiscylliidae. The record is from RefSeq and is a predicted model, not a curated record. Gene Ontology annotation, molecular function: sphingomyelin phosphodiesterase activity.